CCGAAAAGAGAAAAACAAAAAAAAGCAAUUGGUGGGCGGAAGCGUAGCUACUGUCCCAUGUGAAUUUGCUGCUGGAAGUUUGUAGAAUAGUUUAAGUAAAUAAAUAAAACGUCAACAACCAAAACAAACCAAUAGCUAUCAACCAUCAACUACCACAUCGCCACUCUCUCUCUCUCUCUCUCUCUCUCUCUCUCUCUCUCUCUCUCUCUCCCUUCGAAUUCAGCGCCUUCUCUCGAUACAUUCUCACACCCUCGUCUCAAUCUUCAAGACCCUCUCUUUUUCUCUGUAAAGUUUCUUCCUGUUCAGAGACUGAUUUCUGUCAACCUUGAGAAUGGGAAAGAGGCUUGUGAUGGUGCCGGCCAAGGAUGUGGAUUUGUCUACUGUCAAGUAUAAGCCUGAGGUUAUCCAAGCUCCACAUUUGACAGGAUUGGGAUUUAAGUUGUUUGUAAAGUUAGUUGAGGCUCCAGUUAUAGGUUCUCUUAUUAUGUCUUACUUAAAGAAGCAGAACAAGAUGGAUGAGAUGUUGCGGAACACUCUGAUACCAGAAGCACCAAUGUUCAAACCUGAAUUCCCUCCUCAAGAACCAGAAGCUGGUGUUGUUAUUGUGGAUGAAGAUGGAAAACCAGAGGAUCGGGUUGAAUCUGCACUGAAGUGUCUUCCUCAUUAUGAUCCUGCUAUCUGCUGGAAUGGGGACUCAGCUCCAUCAUUCAGAUACUGGAAGAUACGUGAUUAUGCAUACGCCUAUCGAUCUAAGCUUGUAACUCCAUCUAUGGUUGCAGAGCACAUAAUCGCAGUUAUAGAGGAGUUUCAAAAGAAGAAUCCAACAGCACCAUUGUUGAUUUCUUUUGACAAGGAAGAAGUCAGAAAGCAAGCUGCAGCUUCCACACAAAGGCUUGAGGAAGGAAAUCCAAUAUCUAUAUUGGAUGGAAUUUUCAUGGCAAUCAAGGAUGACAUAGAUUGCUAUCCCCAUCCAUCUAAAGGUGCCACUACAUGGAUGCAUGAGGUUCGUUCUGUUAACAGUGAUGCAGUUUGUGUUUCUAGACUGCGCAGCUGUGGUGUGAUAUUUGUAGGGAAGGCAAAUAUGCAUGAAUUAGGCAUGGGCACAACUGGAAAUAAUCCAAAUUAUGGAACGACAAGAAAUCCUCAUGCAGUUGGAAGGUACACAGGUGGAUCUUCCUCAGGCCCAGCAGCAAUUGUAGCUUCUGGAAUAUGCUCAGCUGCCUUAGGAACUGAUGGUGGAGGUUCAGUCCGUAUACCCUCUUCGCUUUGCGGUGUUGUGGGCUUCAAAACAACAUAUGGACGCACAGAUAUGGGAGGUUCAAUAUGCGAUUCUGGUACUGUGGAAAUUAUUGGACCAAUUGCAUCUUCAGUGGAGGAUGUCAUGCUAGUGUACGCUGCAAUGUUGGGCUCCUCUCCAGCAGAUAGAAUCUGUCUGCACCCGUCUCCCCCGUGUUUGCCUAAUUUAUCAUCACAUGGGAAUACAAAUAUUUUAGGAUCAUUGCGACUGGGAAAGUAUACAGCGUGGUUCAAUGAUGUGCACACAACUGACAUCUCUGAUAAGUGUGAGGAUAUUCUUAACCUUUUAUCAAAAACACAUGGUUGUGAGAUGGUAGAGAUUGUUGUACCUGAGCUUGACGAGAUGCGCAUUGCUCAUAUUGUUUCAAUUGGAUCUGAAACACAAUGCUCAUUAAACCAUGAUAUUGAGGAUGGGAAAGGUGAGAGAUUGACAUAUGAUACCCGUACCAGUGUUGCACUAUUUCGAACAUUCACUGCAGCAGACUAUGUUGCUGCACAGUGUUUCAGGCGAAGGUUAAUGUACCAUCACAUGGAGAUUUUUAAAAAGGUUGAUGUCAUAGUGACCCCAACAACUGGCAUGACAGCACCCAAAAUACCUCCUAGUGCUCUUAAGUAUGGGGAGACUGAUAUUCAGGUUACAGCCUAUCUUAUGCGCUUCGUUAUCGCAGCAAAUCUGCUCGGUUUUCCUGCCAUUUCUGUUCCUGUUGGUUAUGACAAACAGGGGCUUCCAAUAGGUUUGCAACUAAUUGGCCGUCCAUGGGCAGAAGCAACAAUUUUGCGUUUAGCUUCUGCAGUAGAGGAACUCUGUGGAGAGUCUAAGAAGCAGCCUGAAUCAUUUUAUGAUGUUCUCAAGGCAAAAUGAGGCCACAUAUCUCCUUUUUCUUUUCUUUUCUUUUCUUCCAGUGUGGCCUCGUCAGAAUAUUCCUCCGAGUAAUCUGGCAUAACUAUUGUUUCAAAAAGUCCACUUUAUCAGGGGUCAUAACUGAUUGUACUCAUUUUCAUCACUCCUGAGUUUGACAACCAGCAAACAUUUGUCUAUUCUAAGUAGCAAAGAUGUUAUAAGAUAGAUGUGGGAUUAACAUGAGACAUACAAGCUUGGAUUCAUGGUAUCUGAAAUAUUUAUAAAUUAAGCAA
Messenger RNA from Manihot esculenta (cassava), 2430 nucleotides. Its product is annotated as fatty acid amide hydrolase. Gene Ontology annotation, molecular function: N-(long-chain-acyl)ethanolamine deacylase activity. The coding region runs from base 332 to 2158 and encodes 608 amino acids. Gene Ontology annotation, cellular component: membrane. The record is from RefSeq and is a predicted model, not a curated record. Gene Ontology annotation, biological process: N-acylethanolamine metabolic process. NCBI's taxonomy places the organism in Eukaryota, Viridiplantae, Streptophyta, Magnoliopsida, Malpighiales, Euphorbiaceae. The transcript has 21 exons.